AUGACAGCGCCUUCAAACGGCAAGAGAGGUAAAGAAGCGGCAGAAAUUGUUGCGUUGCCUUCAAUCGAAAACGUACAAGAAGGUUUGGUAGUGCUGGUUGACGGAUACGAGAUAGGCAUCACCGUAAUAGCCAUGGUAGCAGGCAUAUCUAGCGGCGGCACAUAUCCCCAAUUGAAUCCCUUAUCAGGCUACUUCUACACUAACUUAUAUAGAUGGGGAUUGAGAUAUUUCAGUCUUGUUCCGCUUUGGAUGGGAGGUCACGCUGGCAAUUUCGUCGAAACUCAUAGGGUAUGGAAACGAAGAUUUUACUACAUGGAUGAAUUAGUUCCGAAGUGGUUGCAAACUCUAUUCUUUUACGUUAAAAAGGAAGACUGGGCAAGAGAAGAAUGGGAAUUUAAGAGAUUCAAAAAAUAUGCGGAACCGGCUUUCGGUAAACAUUUUCGCUACCCAUCCAAAGUGUUUAAUAAUUUUAAGAGUCAAGAGACAUCCGAAUCUGUCGAAAAUAUGGAUUCUGAUAAUUCGAUAGACUAA
This is a messenger RNA of Diatraea saccharalis (sugarcane borer), 531 nucleotides long. Lineage: Eukaryota; Metazoa; Arthropoda; Insecta; Lepidoptera; Crambidae. The record is from the annotation of a GenBank genome assembly.